CGUAUAUAUAUUGCAUGAUAUACAAUGUAUAGGUUUUUUUUAAAUAAGCUGCUCUUCAUGGCCGCGUUUGAAUUAAUCGGAGCAAAAAAAUUAAAGUUUCUUUACCCUCAUUGAUCAAUUAAAUGUUUUCUACUUAGGCGAAUGGAUUUUUAAAUGCGUCACAGCUGUUCUAGAAUAAAGGGACUGCAUUUAUAAUGCACAGUAUGUAAAGAAAGUACACAAUCGGCUGUGAGUAAUUGUUGUAAUUGUUCUCGUAUUGUGAACUGUACAAGAUGAUUUUUCUCUCCACUACUUGCCAUAUGACUACAUGAGAGAAAAUAUCAAAAUUAGUAAACGAGCGAAGAAUAGAUAACAUUUCUAUUCCACGCUUUUGAACAAAAAUAUGGAUUGAGCAAAGAAUAUUUCAUGCAUAAGGAGAACAAUAUUUUUACAAUCUGGAUAAUCGACAAUAAUAAGAGAAACAAACUUGCAAGCUAGAUUUUUUACAAGAUUAAAGAAUUUUUUUGCACUUAAAAUGCUCAUAUAUGUUAUAUUGAUAUUCUUGGCAUCUUUGCCGAUCCUUUGUUAUCUGAGGAAUUUGUAUCAGAAAAGAUUAAAAUCCGAUGAGAAAAAUGUUUGCGUACUUGUGCUCGGUGACAUUGGCAGAAGCCCGCGAAUGCAAUAUCACGCGAUCUCCUUCGCCAAGGAAGGUUUCAUCGUGGAUGUCAUAGGUUACCCCGGUUCAUCGCCAAUGAGGGAAAUCAGCGAGAAUACUCGUAUACGAAUUUAUUAUUUGCGACCACCCCCUGAAAUGCAAAAUGCAUUGCCACGUCUUCUGUAUUAUGUAAUAAAAGUGGUGUGGCAGGCUGUCGAUAUUUCACAAUUGUUAUUUAGAAAACGUAUAUCGGGUUCCUUGAUAAUACAGAAUCCACCUGCGAUACCAACAAUACCAAUAUGUUGGCUUUAUUGCAUUGUAAUGAAUACACAAUUUAUAAUAGACUGGCACAAUUAUGCGCAUUCCCUUAUGGCAUUAAGCCUAGGAAAUGAACAUAUUCUGGUUAAUCUGGCAAAACAUAUUGAGGAAAUAUUUGGCCGCAGAGCAAAGAAUAAUUUUUGUGUCACCAAAGCUAUGAAGGAAGAUUUAGAAAAAACUUGGGGUAUCCAGGCUAAAGUUCUAUAUGAUAGGCCAGCAGAUGAAUUCCGUCCUAUAACUUUAACAGAGAAGAAUGAAUUUCUACAAAAAUUAGCUGAAAAGUAUAAUGUAUCUGAAUCUUAUUCAGUCAUUUCUAAAAAAUCUGGCUUUAUUAUAUCUAGUACUAGUUGGACUGAGGACGAAGAUUUCUCAAUCCUUAUAAAUGCAUUACAAGAAUAUGAAAAUACGUGUGAAAAUGGUGAGUUGAACUUGCCAGAUUUACUCUGUAUAAUAACUGGAAAAGGACCAUUGAAAGAUUUUUAUAUGGCUAUUGUUAAUUUGAAAAAUUGGAAACAUGUCAAAAUAAAAACAUUAUGGCUUGAAAAUGAGGAUUAUCCAAAGAUAUUGGCUAGUGCAGACUUGGGAAUAUGCCUCCAUACUUCAUCAAGCGGACUGGAUUUACCUAUGAAAGUUGUUGAUAUGUUUGGUUGUCGUUUGCCAGUUUGCGCGUAUAAUUUUGAUUGUUUAUCAGAGUUGGUAAGACACAACGAGAACAGUUUGGUAUUUGCAAACGAGUACGAACUGGCCCAGCAAUUGAAAAUGUGGUUUCAAGAUUUCCCUAAUAAUGAGAAGCAACAACAGUUGUGUGAAAAGUUUCAAAAGAAUAUGUUUACGUCGCAGCUCUACCCUACUGAUUGGCACGUCUUGAAGACUGGAGGGGAGUUGAAUGAUCGGCCAAUUAUUGGUAUUCUGACGCAGGAAAUAGAUUAUAAUUUAAACAAAGAGUAUCCGGAUCAAUAUCACAGUUACAUUGCAGCAUCGUAUGUAAAAUUCGUUGAAGGUGCUGGUGCUCGGCCCAUCCCAAUUUGGAUUGGCAGGAAUGACUCGUAUUACGAAGAUAUCUUAAAUAAAAUCAACGGAGUUUUAUGGCCAGGAGGUGCAACAUAUUUUUUUCAGAAAGAAGGAUAUGCCGAUGCAGGUGCCGCGAUUUACAGGAUCGCAAAGAAAAUCAAUGACAGAGGUGAAUACUUCCCCAUCCUUGGUAUCUGUCUUGGUUUCGAGCUAUUAACAUACGUCGCAGCGAAUUGCGUCGAACAUAGGACAGCAUGUUCCAGUCAAAAUCAGCCUCUUCCACUAGAGUUCACGCAUGACUUUAGAGAAGCCAAUUUAUUUAAGCAGGUCCCACCAGAUAUUCUGAAGAUUUUAGAUGAAGAAAAUGUCACGGCAAAUUUUCAUCAGUAUUGCGUUACGAAGGAGGAUUUAAGCCGCGUUCAAUUAAUCGAUGAGUUUCGUGUAUUGUCCUUGAAUCAUGAUAAAAAAGGUUUAGAAUUCAUUUCAACAUUGGAACAUAAACGCUACCCAUUCUACGGAGUACAAUUUCAUCCGGAAAAGAAUCUCUACGAAUGGGUGACUGGAAAAAAUAUUCCUCACGGACGUAACGCCACUUUAGCUGCUCAAUAUUUCGCCAAUUUUUUCGUCAACGAAGCUCGCAAAAAUUUGCACGAGUUUGCGACAGAACAAGAAGCGAAGGAAAGUCUAAUCUAUAACUAUCCUGUUACUUACACAGCCCUGCAAAAUUCUACUUUUCAACAGUGUUAUAUGUUUAAAAUAAGUGAUCGUGACGAUCUUAUUAUAGACAACAAUGUGUAAAACUUGGAACAAGUUUUAUUUUGAAGAUAGAAAAAACAUACGUCGCUCUUUAUCCAUGUACAAAUAUAAUUUUGUAAACACAUUUGUUAAAUUCUCAUCUACAUUGAAAAUUGAAAGAUUUGUUGAUUAUUUGUUAAUUUUGACAAAUACGAUUAUGAUUUGUGUAUGUGUGUAGUAAUAUGACGGCACUGGGGAGCACACAAACAAAAGAAGAUUGGUACGCGCAAUUUCCACAUUUAACAUAACACCAGUGUAUAUUGUGUCACAACUGGGAUACAUAAUAUUACAAUGGUGCAUAAUAAAAUUCUAUACAUAUUUUCGUUCUAUCUAAAGUAAAUAAUCA
This is a messenger RNA of Camponotus floridanus (Florida carpenter ant), 3104 nucleotides long. It is a transcript of the gene Alg1, whose product is annotated as chitobiosyldiphosphodolichol beta-mannosyltransferase. The transcript is spliced from 14 exons. Bases 515 to 2761 code for a protein of 748 amino acids. NCBI's taxonomy places the organism in Eukaryota, Metazoa, Arthropoda, Insecta, Hymenoptera, Formicidae. The record is from RefSeq and is a predicted model, not a curated record. Gene Ontology annotation, molecular function: mannosyltransferase activity; omega peptidase activity. Gene Ontology annotation, cellular component: endoplasmic reticulum.